This is a messenger RNA of Gymnogyps californianus (California condor), 4282 nucleotides long. Its product is annotated as NAC-alpha domain-containing protein 1-like. Gene Ontology annotation, biological process: protein targeting to membrane. Lineage: Eukaryota; Metazoa; Chordata; Aves; Accipitriformes; Cathartidae. The record is from RefSeq and is a predicted model, not a curated record. The coding region runs from base 9 to 4148 and encodes 1379 amino acids. The transcript is spliced from 10 exons. Gene Ontology annotation, cellular component: cytoplasm; nascent polypeptide-associated complex.
CUGAAGGCAUGGUGGAGGCCGAAGCCAUGGUGGUGCUCCCCACCUGCCUGGAGGAUCCCCCUGCCUUCACCCCACCGUCUCCUGAGGAGGAGGAGGAGGAAGACGACGAGCCCUUCAUCCCGCCGGAGGAGGAGGAGGAGGAUGAUGAUGAUGGGCAGACACCAGAGGAAGAGGAGGAUGAGGAGUGGGAGAUGUCGGGGGGCGAGGGGCUGCCUGGCAUGGGCCUGAUCCCGGCGGCGCUGCUGCCCUUCCGCGGCAGCCUGCUCUUCCAGGCCGAGGCGGUGGAGAUCACCCCGCUGCCCCUUGGCGCAGCCCCCCUGCCCCUCUCCGGCGAGGAAGAGGAGGAUGAGGAGGAGGAGGAAGAGGAAGAAGAAGAAGAGGGCGGCAGCACCUCGGCCUCCUUCCUGCGCUCGCUGUCGGAGACCUCCAUCACCGAAGGAGUGGACGAGUCCUUCGCCUUCCGUGACGACACCUCCGCCUCCUCCGACUCGGCCGCCUACGAUGGCGAAGAGGACGAGCGGCUCUACGGCACCGAGCACCACGCCGUGGGUGCUGAGGGGGGGCCCCCCGGCACUGCCACCGCUCCCCCCGGCACCGAUGCCUCUGGGGACGGCGACAUCGAGCUCCACCUUCAUGCCGGGACGGCCCUGGCCAGCUCUCCUUCACCGGAGGGGUCCCCCGGCACUGCCAUGGCGAGGAGCCGUGCCGAGCAGAUGGAGCCGGGGAUGCAGGAGCGGGACGGCAGCGAGACCCCCCCAGCACCCUCUGGAGAAGAUGGUGUGGAGCUGGAUGGCGAGACCUUCCUCACCUCCUCCUCUUCCUCCUCAGAGCUGGAGGAGGCCUCAGCCCUGGAGCCCGAUGUCCCAUGGGAGCCAGACCCUGUCCCGGGGGAGUGUCCCCCGCCAGAGCCCCCCCAGCUCCCGGAGGAGCCGGCAGUGAUGCUGGGUGCUGAGGAGGAGCCAGUGGUGAAGGAUGAUUCCGGCAUGGCAGUGCUGGGAGAAGGGCCCGGCACGGAGCCAGCGGCGAGUGGCAGCGUCCUCCAGCCCCCCGGCCUCUGCUCUGGGGAGCCCAGGGAGCCCCAAACCGACAGGCUGGGGGGGGAUGAUGUGGCACCGGCCAACGGGGAGCCCCAGGGCGGCCCUGGGAGUGACGGUGAUGAUGAUGGUGACAGUGACCAUGAGCUUGGCACCGUGAGAGUGGGGAGCACCGAGCCAGCAGCCACUGAUGGCCACGAUGAGCCGGACACCACGGCUGCUGACCUGGUGCCGUCGGUGACGCCCAGCCCACCAAAUGAGCCGGACACCACGGCUGCUGACCUGGUGCCGUCGGUGACGCCCAGCCCACCAAAUGAGCCGGACACCACGGCUGCUGACCUGGUGCCGUCGGUGACGCCCAGCCCACCAAAUGAGCUGGACACCAUGGCUGCUGACCUGGUGCCAUCGGUGAUGCCCAGCCCACCAAAUGAGCCGGACACCACGGCUGCUGACCUGGUGAUGCCCAGCCUGCCAGACGAGCAAGACACCAUGGCUGCCGACCUGGUGCCAUCAGUGACGCCCAGUCUGCCGGACGAGCCAGACACCGUGGCUGCCGACCUGGUGCCAUCGGUGACACCCAGUCUGCCGGAUGAGCCGGACACAGUGGCUGCUGACCUGGUGCCAUCGGUGACGCCCAGUCUGCCGGAUGAGCCGGACACCGCAGCCACUGACCUGGUGCUAUCGGUGACGCCCAGUGUCCCGGAUGAGCCAGACACCGUGGCUGCUGACCUGGUGCCAUUGGUGAUGCCCAGCCUGCCAGAUGAGCCAGACACCAUGGCUGCCAACCUGGUGCUAUCGGUGAUGCCUAGUCUGCCGGAUGAGCCAGACACCACGGCUGCUGACCUGGUGCUAUCGGUGACGCCCAGCCCACCAAACGAGCCGGACACCACGGCUGCUGACCUGGUGCCGUCGGUGACGCCCAGCCCACCAAACGAGCCGGACACCACGGCUGCUGACCUGGUGCUGUCGGUGACGCCCAGCCCACCAAACGAGCCGGACACCGCGGCUGCUGACCUGGUGCUAUCAGUGAUGCCCAGCCCACCAAACGAGCCGGACACUGUGGCUGCUGACUCAGUGCCAUCAGUGAUGCCCAGUCUGCUGGACGAGCCGGACACCAUGGCCGCCAACCUGGUGCCAUCGGUGACUCCCAGCCCACCAAAUGAGCCGGACACCGCAGCCGCUGACCUGAUGCUAUCAGUGACACCCAGCCUGCCAGAUGAGCCAGACAGCAUGGCCACAGGCCUGGUGCCAUUGGUGACACCCAGCCUGCUGGAUGAGCCGGACACCGUGGCUGCUGACCUGGUGCCAUCGGUGACGCCCAGCCCGCCAGAUGAGCCGGACACUGUGGCCGCCGACGUGGUGCCAUCGGUGACGCCCAGCCCGCCGGAUGAGCUAGACACUGUGGCCGCCAACAUGGUGCCAUCAGUGAUGCCCAGCCCGCCGGACGAGCCGGACACCGCAGCCAUAGGCCUGGUGCCAUCGGUGACACCCAGUCUGCCGGACGAGCCGGACACUGUGGCCGCUGACCUGGUGCCAUCGGUGACACCCAGUCUGCCGGACGAGCCGGACACUGUGGCCGCUGACCUGGUGCCAUCGGUGACACCCAGUCUGCCGGACGAGCCGGACACCACAUCCACUGACCCCAACCUGGUGCCGUCGGUGACACCCAGCCCGCCAGACAGCGUUACGGCACCGUCCCCCCCGCCGCGGGACGCGUCCCCCUCCGAUGCCGGCGAGGAGCUGAUGGAUGGGGUGGCCUCGGCUGGCAAGUCCCUGGAGCCACCAGCGACCGCGUGUCCCACGGUGCAGGGGACGAUGGCACGUCCCCCCGGGGAUGUCAGCGAAGCCCCCGAGGAGUGGGACGCCGCCACCGCCUCCUCUGAGGAGUCGUCCCCGGAGCUGCUGGAGACCUCGCGCUCCCGCACUGACUCCAGCUUCUUCACCGCCCCCGAGGACAGCGCGGGGGAGGCGGCCGCUGCCCCCCCAGACCCCCAUCUUCUGACGAGGAAGAGGAAGAGGAGGAUGCUUGGGGGAUGCUCAGCCGGAGCCCCCCCGGAGCCCGCUGGGGAAGCAGCACCCCAAGCCCCCCCUGAACCCCCCAGCCCGCCGCCAGCUCCCUGCCCUCCGCUCCCCAAACUCAGCCAAGUGCCUCCUCUCGCCGCCGCGCCGUCACCGCCGUCGCCAUCACCGUGCCCGGAUCCGGCCCGCGGCCCCCAGGACACCUCAGGGCUCCCCGCCGGCGAGGAGCGUCCGUCUGUCCUGCCGCCCUCCAGGAAGCACCUCGAGGCCCCCCAGCCCUCCCCACGCAAGGAGAAGGAGGCCCGAGGCAGGCAGGCAGGGACGGGCAGCGCAGGCAGCCGGGGGCCCCCCCGGGGGUCCCUGCAGUCGGAGUCGAGCUCCUCCAGCGAGGCGGAGGCUCCGUACCCCUGCCCCGAGAUCCAGCGCCUGCGGGAAGCCGCCGGCAUCGCCCUGCGCCAGGACAAGCAGCCCCCGGCCCCCCGCCGCUGCGAGGCCAACCAUAAAGGGUCGUGUAACGAGUCGGAGAGUAACGACGAGUCCAUCCCCGAGCUGGAGGAGCCCGAGGGCUCGGAGCCGCCACCGGCCCAGACCCAGGCACAGCUCACCCACUCGCUGGGCACCGGGGAGGAGACGGUCAGCAAGGCAAAGCAGAGCCGGAGCGAGAAGAAGGCCAGGAAGGCCAUGUCCAAGCUGGGGCUGAGGCAGAUCCACGGCGUCACCCGCAUCACCAUCCGCAAGUCCAAGAACAUCCUCUUUGUCAUCACCAAACCCGACGUCUUCAAGAGCCCCGCGUCCGACAUCUACAUCGUCUUCGGGGAAGCCAAGAUCGAGGACCUGUCGCAGCAAGUGCACAAGGCGGCGGCAGAGAAGUUCAAGGUGCCGAUGGAGCACUCGCCCCUGAUCACGGAGACGGCCCCCACCCUCACCAUCAAGGAGGAGAGCGAGGAGGAGGAGGAGGUGGACGAGACGGGGCUGGAGGUGAGGGACAUCGAGCUGGUGAUGGCCCAGGCCAACGUCUCGCGCCCCAAAGCCGUGCGGGCGCUUCGGCACAACAACAACGACAUCGUCAACGCCAUCAUGGAGCUGACCAUGUAGCGGCUGGGGGUGUCCCAGCCCCCCCUGUAUAGAUGCACAGUUACUCCCCGCCCCCCCCAAAUCCUUCCUCUAGACCCCCCCGUACUCCUCCUCUGCGUCUGUAACGCUCAAUAAACGGCCUCAUGUAUCACUUG